Mesocestoides corti is the source of this 1008-nucleotide messenger RNA. The record is from the annotation of a GenBank genome assembly. NCBI's taxonomy places the organism in Eukaryota, Metazoa, Platyhelminthes, Cestoda, Cyclophyllidea, Mesocestoididae.
AUGGGGAAAUCCUCCCGCGAUAAACGUGACAUUUUUUAUCGUCUAGCAAAAGAAGAGGGUUGGAGAGCUAGAAGUGCAUAUAAAUUGCUGCAAAUAGACAAAGAAUUUGACAUUCUGUCUAAAGAUCAUGAGGGAAACCCGGUUACACGUGUUGUAGAUUUGUGCGCAGCACCUGGAAGCUGGUCCCAGGUUUUGUCAAAGCGAUUGUGGGAACCACUUUCAGAAUCAGAACGCCAAAAUGUGAAAAUUGUUGCUGUCGAUUUGCAAGCUAUGGCCCCCAUUCCUGGAAUUAUUCAGCUUCAAGGUGACAUCACUAGUCGUGAUACUGCUGACCGUGUUAUUCAACAGUUUGAGGGACAGAAAGCCCAGCUUGUGGUGUGUGAUGGAGCACCUGAUGUUACUGGACUUCAUGAUUUGGACGAGUAUGUCCAGUCUCAUCUGGUGCUCGCCGCCCUUACUAUCUGCGCACGCAUUCUCGAGAAUGGGGGCACCUUCGUUGCUAAAGUCUUCCGGGGCCGCGAGGCCGGCCUUCUAGGCGCUCAGUUGCGUUGUCUAUUCUCUGGGAAUGUGGUUUUCGCAAAACCCAGCUCAAGCAGAAAUUCCAGUCUUGAAUCGUUUGUUGUUUGUCAAAAUUUUCGUGGGGACACUUUGCUUCCAGCGUCUUUGACUAGCACUGUUAUCAAGGAAGGCGACAGCAAAAGGAACGACGAAAAUUCAGUCGAGUCCCUCAUGUGUUGGCUCGAAGGGCUGGACCAGCUGAACACGGAGCAGCGCAUUAUCCUCCCUUUCGUCGCUUGUGGCGACCUUUCCGGUUACGACGCAGACUCGUGCUAUGAACUCGAUGAUGACUAUUCUCCCCUCAACCCUGUACAACCACCUAUUUCAGCCGCAUACUUAGGUGUCUGUAAGAAGGCUCGCGCCGUUGAUGCUAGCUCCACUGCUGCCAGCGUGACUAACAAAGAAGAUCAGGCUCUUUCCAGACUUCUAAGCGACACUGGGCUCAACUAA